Cajanus cajan (pigeon pea) is the source of this 1356-nucleotide messenger RNA. RefSeq names its product transcription factor MYB115. Gene Ontology annotation, biological process: regulation of DNA-templated transcription. Gene Ontology annotation, molecular function: RNA polymerase II cis-regulatory region sequence-specific DNA binding; DNA-binding transcription factor activity, RNA polymerase II-specific. NCBI's taxonomy places the organism in Eukaryota, Viridiplantae, Streptophyta, Magnoliopsida, Fabales, Fabaceae. Gene Ontology annotation, cellular component: nucleus. The record is from RefSeq and is a predicted model, not a curated record.
UCAUAUUUUUUUUUAUAACUCAAUUGUUGUGAGCUUUUCAACAUGGAGUUUGAUCCAUGUUUCCAAGGGUCACAACAACUUCAAAACCCUUGCUUUAAGCCACAACCUCAAACCACAUAUCCCUCCCAAAAUUCCAUUCUUAUCCCACCAUCACCACUGCCAAUCUUAUUCCAACCCCAUAAUACUUUUCACCAUUUUCAAGAACAAACUAUGACUAUGUCUUCCCACAGCAUUGCCUCAAUGAAGGAAGGUCCUUCUUCCACCAACAUCCCAAUUCCCUUGUAUGGGAAGAUGCCAAGCCUUUCUUUGAGUGAUGGGUCUUUACUAAGAGGAAGUUUUGCUAACAUUCAUAGUCAGCUCCCUGCGAUGCUACCACCAAACCAUAACAAUAAAGAUGUUUUCCAUGACAAUCAUCACAAAGGGAAAGUCAUUUGGGAUUUUUCACAAAAAACCAUGGUUCAUCCAUUUGAAGGUUCUUCAUCCAAUUCACCAUCACCUCUUUUUAAUGAGUAUGAAUUGGUGAUGAGUGAUUAUCAUUGGGACACUGAUCAAAGGAAGAAAAAUGUAAAGGGUAAAAAAGAUACCAACAAUAAUAACAUAAUCAAAGGGCAGUGGACUCCAGAAGAGGAUAGUGCACUUAUGGAAUUGGUGAAUCAAUUCGGGCCGAAGAAAUGGUCGCAAAUUGCAAAGUCAUUAAGUAGCAGAAUUGGGAAGCAGUGUCGGGAAAGAUGGCUUAACCAUCUUCAGCCAAACAUUAAGAAGGACUCAUGGACCGCGGAGGAAGACCUGAUUUUGAUCGAAGCCCAUCAGGAAUUUGGAAACAAAUGGUCAGAGAUUGCAAAGAGAUUGCCUGGUAGGAGUGAGAACACAGUCAAGAACCAUUGGAACACCACCAAGCGGAGCCGAAACUGCAAGAGGCACAAGAAGAACAAGAACGUAACUUAUGAAGCGUCACUGCUCCAUACCUAUGUCAAAAGGGUCACUGCUACUGAAGAAGCUUCAGAAAGGCUCAAGAAAACCCCAAGCCAGAAGAAUAAGGUGAUGACAUGCAAUUGUGAUGAGCUAGCUCUUUUGUUGAGCUGUGAUAACUUCUCACAUGCUGUGUUCAAUGGAAACUAUGUGCCGAUGCAAGUCAAUAAUAAUGAUGGUGGUGGUGGAAACAUUGGCUACGGUGCAAUGGCAAAGGAUUUGAAUCAUUUGAUGGUGGAGAGGGAAAUGAAUAUCGGACAUGUGUAAAUGACUAAAUGGUUAUAUGGGGGACUGCGUGUAGUUUGAUCCAUAUUGUACUUUGUUCCUUUUAUUCCGUGGCGGUGUUCCUUUUGUUGGACUUUAGCUAUGAAAUAGUUUAAGGUAGGA